AUGGUCGAACUGGAAAAGGAGGUGCUCCCUCUGCCCCCUCGGUACCGGUUCCGAGACCUGUUGCUCGGUGACUGGCAGACCGACGACAGGGUGCAAGUAGAGUUCUAUGUGAAUGAGAACACUUUCAAGGAGCGCCUCAAGCUGUUCUUCAUCAAAAACCAAAGAUCCAGUCUGCGAGUGCGAAUGUUUAACUUUUCUCUGAAAGUGCUGAGCUGCCUCCUCUACAUUGUCAGAGUCCUAUUGGACAACCCGCAAGACGGAAGACAAGACUGGAAACUGAUCAUCUGGGUGGAUAGACCUCUACCGCUGUGGGCACUGCAGGUGCUUGUGGUUUUCAUCAGCUUUUCAGAAACAAUGUUGCUCGUGUAUCUCAGCUACAAGGGCAACGUUUGGGAGCAAGUGUUACGUGUCCCCUUCAUUCUGGAGAUGAUCAGCGCCAUUCCUUUCAUGAUCACUGUGAUUUUGCCCUCCUUCAGAAAUCUCUUCAUCCCUGUAUUUCUCAAUUGCUGGCUGGCAAAACACGCUCUGGAGAACAUGAUAAAUGAUCUCCAUAGGGCGAUCCAGCGGACGCACUCAGCCAUGUUUAACCAGGUGGUGAUACUAAUCAGCACGCUGGUCUGCCUCAUGUUUACGUGCAUCUGCGGCAUCCAACACCUCGAACGAGCGGGCAACAACCUGACCCUGUUCGACUCGCUCUACUUCUGUGUGGUCACCUUCUCCACGGUGGGCUUUGGAGAUGUCACCCCCCAAAUCUGGCCCUCGCAGCUCCUGGUGGUCAUCAUGAUCUUUGUGGCACUCAUCGUGCUUCCCAUCCAGUUCGAGCAGCUGGCCUUUCUGUGGAUGGAGCGGCAGAAGUCCGGGGGGAACUACAGCCGCUACAGGGCACAGACGGAGAAACACGUGGUGCUGUGCGUCAGCUUUCUCAAGAUCGACCUCCUCAUGGACUUCCUCAAUGAGUUCUUCGCUCACCCCCGACUACAGGACUACUACGUGGUGAUCCUUUGCCCAGCAGAGAUGGAUGUCCAGGUUCGGAGAGUCCUACACGUUCCUCUGUGGGCCCAGAGAGUCAUCUACCUGCAGGGUUCCGCCCUUAAAGACCAAGACCUGAUGAGGGCCAAGAUGGACGAUGCUGAGGCCUGCUUUAUCCUCAGUAACCGGUUUGAAGUGGAUCGUAUUGCUGCUGAUCAUCAGACCAUCCUCCGAGCCUGGGCAGUGAAAGACUUCGCUCCAAAUUGCCCCCUCUACGUCCAGAUUCUCAAGCCAGAGAACAAGUUCCACGUCAAAUUUGCAGAUCAUGUGGUUUGUGAAGAAGAGUUUAAGUAUGCCAUGCUGGCUUUAAACUGUGUGUGCCCUGGUACCUCGACACUCAUCACUCUAUUGAUCCACUCCUCCAGAGGACAGGAGGGUGGUGCAUGUUCAGCAGACCAGUGGCACCGAACCUACCGCCGCUGCUCAGCCAAUGAGGUGCAUCACAUCCGGCUAGAAGAAAGUAAAUUCUUCGGGGAAUACCAGGGCAAGAGUUUCACCUUUGCCUCCUUUCAUGCUCACAAAAAGUAUGGAGUAUGUUUGAUUGGAAUACGCAGAUUGGACACCACCAACAUCCUACUGAACCCUGGUCCCUGCCACAUCAUGGGGGCCUCUGACACAUGCUAUUACAUCAACAUCUCCAAAGAGGAGAACUCGGCAUUUGUCAGGGGCCACAGCGAGCCAUCAUGGGGCGGCACGGGAGGAAAUACCAGGGGAGUGCACCAAACCAUCUACCAUGGACUCACCCGCCUGCCAGUCCACAGUAUCAUCGCAAGCAUGGGCACAGUGGCCAUUGACCUGCAGGACUCCAGUGACAGCAGCCCAGAAGGCCAGGACCCAGGGAGCACCGUGCUGGGCAGCAGAAGAGAAAGCAGGAGCAGCUCCCGGACAGAGAUGAGUGGCACUAACACUUUGGCCCUGCCUGCCAUGGGAGAGUCUGCAGAGGAGAGGCGGCACAGCAUCGCCCCUGUCCUGGAGCUGGUAGACGGUGUCAACAACCCCGCCUUUGACCUGCUCGGAGACCAAUCGGAGGACGAGGGAGGAGAAGAGGGCAAAGAGGACAGUGACAGAGAUGAGAGUGCCCACUGGUGGGGUCGACACUGCGAGUGGGUGAAGGGAUACCCGCUGAACUCUCCAUACAUCGGCAGCUCGCCUGCGCUGUGCCACCUUCUUCAAGAAAAGAUGCCUUUUUGCUGCCUACGUAUGGACAAGGCUUGUCACCACACCUCUUUUGAGGAUGCCCGCUCCUACGGCUUCAAAAACAAAUUGAUCAUUGUGUCCGCGGAGAGUGCAGGAAACGGUCUGUACAACUUCAUUGUGCCUCUACGGGCCUACUACAGACCCAGAAAAGAACUCAACCCCAUCGUGCUGCUGCUGGAGAGUGUACCUGAAGCAGACUUCCUGGAGGCAAUCUGUUGGUUCCCCAUGGUGUUCUACACAGUGGGCUCCAUCGACAAUCUAGACAGUUUGCUGCGAUGUGGAGUCACUUUUGCCGACACCAUGGUGGUGGUUGACAAAGAGAGCUCCAUGAUUGCAGAGGAGGACUACAUGGCCGACGCAAAGACCAUCGUCAAUGUGCAGACUCUCUUCAGACUGUUCCCAGCUCUAAGUAUCAUCACAGAGCUCACCCACCCAGCCAACAUGCGCUUUAUGCAGUUUAAGGUCAAAGACCACUACUCUCUGGCUCUGUCCAAACUGGAAAAGAAGGAAAGGGAGAAGGGGUCCAACCUGGUGUUUAUGUUCCGCCUGCCCUUCUCUGCAGGGAAGGUGUUCAGUGUCAGCAUGCUAGACACUCUCCUCUACCAGUCAUUUGUGAAGGACUACAUGAUCUCCAUCACCAGGCUGCUGCUGGGUUUAGACUCCAUGCCUGGCUCAGGUUUCCUUUGUGCUAUGAAAAUCACAGAGGAUGACCUGUGGAUCCGCACCUACGGCAGGCUCUACCAGAAACUGUGCUGCUCCACUGGAGACAUUCCCAUCGGCAUCUACCGGACAGAAGCACAAAAGCUUCCAGUCUCUGAGUCCAAGGUAUCCAUCACAGUGGAGGACUACGAGGACACCAGAGAACCCAGAGAGCCCCUUUUGUCCCGGAGCGGUGCUCACCGUAACUCCACCUCCUCGGAGCCCGUCUCCACCUCCUCCCACUCCUCAGACCACCCACUGCUCAGGAGAAAAAGCAUGCAGUGGGCCCGGCGGCUGAGCAGGAAGGGAGGUCGGGGCUCCAGUGGGGCUAAGGGGGGUGCAGGCAGCGCGGCAGAGAGGAUCAACCAGCAGAGACUGACCCUGUUCAGGCGCUCGGAGAGGCAGGAACUCAACGCCCUGGUGAAAACGAGGAUGAAACAUCUGGGCCUUUCUUCAACUGGAUUUAAUGGGAUGACAGACCAAGGGAACAGACUGUCUUAUAUCCUCAUCAACCCUUCUCCAGACACCAGACUGGAGCUGCACGAUGUUGUAUACCUGAUCAGACCAGACCCCCUCUCUCUGGUACCCAAUCAGGGUAACAGCAGGAAGUGCAGCGCCGGGAUCUCAGAGAGUCACAGGUUUGAUACGCAGGACAGCACCCAUCUGUGAGAGGGACAAAUAUACUGUCAGAACACUGCCAGAGAGAGGAGACACAGCAACAGAAACAACAACAACAACAACAGAAAUCAAGAAAUGGUGGGCUGCAAAUGGAUGCAGCUAGAAGGCACGUCUCCCUCAUACAGUAUUUUCUCCACAUUCAGUCUCGGGGAACUGAUAGGUGCCGUUCUUGCAUGGACCUUUUCUAUAACGAUGGGAAUGUUUUAUUUAUGCACCUUUCUAUUUUCAAAGUGGAAAGCUGUGGACACAGAAGUGCAUUUAAUGAAAAACGUAUGUAUUUAUCAUAUCUGUGCAUGUUAAGUACUGCACACUACUGUGUGUGUGUGUUUGUUUGUGUGUGUGUGUGUGUGUGUGUGUGUGUGUGUGUGUGUGUGUGUGUGUGUGUGCGCGCGCGCGUGCAUGGGUGUGCGCGUGUGUGAAUAGAAACAAGAGUAAGACACUGCCAAUUUGAUCAGGACAGCAAAAGGAAUCUGCUGCCAAAUGAAAGGGAAGGGAUGUAUUUUUGUGUCGUAGGUGUGUUUUGUCAGACUUAAUGUUUGAAGUAUUUGAAAGUGACACUACAGUGCACACCCAUUUCUUUUUGGUCUUCAUAAAGUCUUUUUGAAACUUUUUACCUGUUGCUUAAACAGUCAAACGCACACAUUUGUUUUACGCUCACCAGCAGCGGAGGAAUCCAAAGAGCAUCGGUCUCAAUAAUUGACAGACAGCAUGCAUCGUCAUUGCAGGGCAUUCAGUCACAUUGCUGUCUGAAGUAUGUUAUUGUCUUCAGCUAUGUGAGUCCUCCUAGAACAAAUCUGUUCCUGAUUUUAUGGUUUGCCUGUUGUUUCUUAAAGUCCCGCCCUCUCUGCUUCUGUCAGUCAGUGUGAGCCGUCCUGCCACCAACUUGUUUUUUCUGACAUGCAUGUUAGAUGCAGUAUGCAGGGGAUU
This is a messenger RNA of Perca flavescens (yellow perch), 4530 nucleotides long. It is a transcript of the gene kcnt2b, whose product is annotated as potassium sodium-activated channel subfamily T member 2b. Gene Ontology annotation, biological process: potassium ion transmembrane transport. The record is from RefSeq and is a predicted model, not a curated record. Gene Ontology annotation, cellular component: plasma membrane. Gene Ontology annotation, molecular function: outward rectifier potassium channel activity; intracellular sodium-activated potassium channel activity. Lineage: Eukaryota; Metazoa; Chordata; Actinopteri; Perciformes; Percidae. Bases 1 to 3594 code for a protein of 1197 amino acids. The transcript has 28 exons.